CACUUUCUGUCUGAUUGCAGCAUUACCUGAAUAAAUCAUAUAAACCUAUUGAAUUCAGUUUCAACUAAAUCAGCUAUGCAAUGGCUGAUGAUGGGAAACAUAUUGAUGUUAUUAUAUGUGGAGCCGGGAUAAUGGGUAUAAGUACUGCAUAUUUUUUGGCAAAACGGGGUGUUUUUUCCAUUGUGAUUGAAAAGGAUAUGAUUGCAAAUGCUGCAUCUGGAAAAGCUGGUGGAUUUCUUGCACGAGACUGGAACCAAGGUUCACCACUAGACAAAUUUUCUGAGUUUAGCUUCGACCUUCAUGCUGAUUUGGCAGAUGAAUUGAAUGGAGAAAUGGAAUACGGAUAUCGUAGAACAAAUUGUCAUACUUUAACUUUGGAUGAAAAUGUUUCCAAUAGCAAGACGAGUCACAAUAAACUACCUUCCUGGCUAGACUUAGUGAAAAACCCUUCCAUGCAAAUUGGGAACUUAGAAACAUGUGCACAAGUACAUCCGUAUCAAUUUUGCCAAACUCUCCGCAAAGCAUGUUCAAAUAUGGGAGUCAUUUUUCUUACUAAAAACGAAGUCACUAAUAUUGCAUAUUCAAAAGAGAAACCUAAAAUCAUUACAAUGAACAAUAACAAACAGCUAUCUGCUGAUGUUGUUAUAAUUGCUAUGGGACCAUGGACCGGUCUUGCCAGCAAGUGGUUCCCCACAAUUACUUCUUUUUAUGGACAAAAAGCACAUUCAAUCACUGUUCAUCCCAAUGCACUACUGUCAACUGAUUGCAUAAUGGCUACUUCUGGGGAUGACUCGCAUGACGUGUAUCCUAGACCAGAUGGUGAAGCAUAUGUAUGUGGUAUAGCAGAGAAACCAAAGCCCUCUGAAAAACUUAACAACCCUGGAUCAGUUAACCCUUCUGACGGUGCAUGUGAAAAACUGAAGACGAUAGCUGAUAAAAUGUCCAGUUCACUGCGAGAUGGUGAUGUCACUGUUGAGCAGGCCUGUUAUCUCCCACUAACACAAGAUGGUUUACCUAUCAUCGGCAAAGUGCCGGAUUUUGAUGGAGUUUAUGUUGCCGCUGGCCAUGGUUGUUGGGGGAUAUUGAAUGCUCCUGCAACUGGAAAAUGUUUAUCUGAAUUAGUAUUGAAUGGUGUUUCCACUCUGGAGAUAUCAGCGUUUUCUCCCAGCAGAAAAUCAGUAUAGUUUGUAUUUGUGCUUGAUGGUCACCAAAAAAGUUCCUCUUGUUUCCAUAAAACGAAACGGUAUAUCCUGAGCAAAACAUUAUGACAGUCCCACAUUUACAGUUUACGAAACUAACCCCCGUUGCCAUGCUGAAUAUCUUUCCUGCGCCAAAUCUUGCAGUUUUUAUUUCUUUUUAUAUAAUCCUGUGAUCCACUGCACCCAUUAAUCGUCACAAUCUUAUUUGUUCCAUUUUAUAUUUUAUUCACCUUUAAUUAAAAGCAAAUCACAUGG
Messenger RNA from Styela clava, 1454 nucleotides. RefSeq lists its product as uncharacterized. NCBI's taxonomy places the organism in Eukaryota, Metazoa, Chordata, Ascidiacea, Stolidobranchia, Styelidae. Gene Ontology annotation, cellular component: cytoplasm. The record is from RefSeq and is a predicted model, not a curated record.